CUUUGCUUAAUAAUUUUUCAGGAAUUUUGGAAAAAGAUGGGUCAUAUGGGCCUUUUGGGUAUAACUGCAGAUCCAGAUUAUGGUGGCUCUGGGAUGGGCUACUUUGACCAUGUACUUGUCAUGGAAGAGCUUUCCCGGGCUGCCGGCGGUAUUGCUCUUUCUUAUGGAGCUCAUUCCAAUCUGUGUGUAAAUCAGAUAAAUCGUAAUGGAACACAGGAACAGAAAGAAAAAUAUCUUCCAAAGCUCUGCUCGGGUGAACACAUGGGAGCCUUAGCUAUGUCAGAACCUGGCUCAGGGAGCGAUGUAGUUUCUAUGAAACUAAAGGCUGAUAAAGUUGGUGACCAUUAUAUACUAAAUGGUAAUAAGUUCUGGAUAACUAAUGGACCAGAUGCUGAUGUUCUUGUGGUAGGUACUGUUUGUAUAAAUGAUGUUAGUCACCAAAUUUUCCUUUUAACCCCUUGAAUGAUCUAUUUUUUU
Molecule: messenger RNA, 477 nt
Organism: Macrobrachium nipponense
Lineage: Eukaryota; Metazoa; Arthropoda; Malacostraca; Decapoda; Palaemonidae
Product: isovaleryl-CoA dehydrogenase, mitochondrial-like
Exons: 2
Coding region: 37-462 (141 amino acids)
Biological process (GO): L-leucine catabolic process
Cellular component (GO): mitochondrion
Molecular function (GO): 3-methylbutanoyl-CoA dehydrogenase activity; flavin adenine dinucleotide binding
Source: RefSeq, a predicted model, not a curated record